GAAAAUGCCAGUGUGAUUCUCUUCCCCAUAGCGAUAACAUUCUACUUCACCUGGUGGUUCAUUCAUUUUGUUGAUGGAUUCUUCUCUCCAAUCUAUGCACAAUUGGGUAUCAACAUUUUUGGUCUUGGCUUCAUCACUUCUGUUACUUUCAUAUUUUUCGUUGGGGUCUUCAUGUCAUCUUGGAUUGAAGCAUCUGUUCUUGGCAUUGGUGAAUGGAUCAUCAAGCGCAUGCCACUUGUGCGCCACAUCUACAAUGCAUCCAAGCAAAUUAGUGCUGCUAUAUCGCUAGAUCAAAACAAACAGGCAUUCAAGGAGGCAGUCAUCAUACGACAUCCUCGUAUUGGGGAAUAUGCAUUUGGAUUCAUUACCUCAUCAGUCUCGCUCCAGAGCUAUUCUGGUCAAGAGGACCUUUACUGUGUCUAUGUGCCGACCAACCAUCUCUACAUUGGUGAUAUCUUCAUGGUGAACUCGAAGGAUGUGAUAAGGCCUAAUCUUUCUGUGCAUGAAGGCAUUGAGAUCGUUGUGUCUGGUGGUAUGUCAAUGCCCCAGAUUUUGUCGACCCUGGAUCCACAUCCAGAUCUGCAUGCAAUCCACACAGACCGAGGUGGAGCGAGCAGAAGCUGAGGCAAACUGCAUACCUGUUCGUC
Triticum aestivum (bread wheat) is the source of this 647-nucleotide messenger RNA. Its product is annotated as protein CONTINUOUS VASCULAR RING 1. The annotation marks the transcript as partial. Lineage: Eukaryota; Viridiplantae; Streptophyta; Magnoliopsida; Poales; Poaceae. The record is from RefSeq and is a predicted model, not a curated record. The transcript is spliced from 5 exons. Gene Ontology annotation, cellular component: Golgi apparatus.